CUUUUGAGGUAUUUUUGUAUUGACACUAAACAUUUACUCUUCUUAUUUCUCCCUGCAACGUCGUCCAAAAAAAUGAGCGCAGUUGCACACCCAAUCGCUCAUUGGUUUAAUUUCCCAGAAAACAUCGAAAAAAUAAUGUUGCCUUCACGGGCUCACGACAGUCGUGAGAACGGGAACAAAGGAAUUAGUAGCAUACUGGCCGACAUUUUGGACACUCCUAAGGAGAUCAUUUUCUAUUUAGAUGUUCCGGGCUUGUCCAAGUCUGAUAUCCAGGUUACUGUCGAAGAUGAGAAUACUCUGGUGAUCAAAAGCGGUGGGAAGAGGAAACGUGAGGAAGUAGAAGAGGAAGGGUGUAAAUACAUAAGACUCGAGAGGAAGGCAGCCCAAAAGCUUAUGAGGAAGUUCCGGUUGCCUGAGAAUGCUAACUUGUCGGCUAUUACGGCUAAAUGUGAGAAUGGGGUUUUGACUGUGGUGGUCGAGAAGCUUCCUCCGCCACCAAAGCCUAAAACAGUUGCAAUUGCUUAAGAUGAUGAUGAAUGCGUGAGGGUGGUGGCCCAUGGUUUUUGUUGAACAAAACAAGUUAUUCUACGGAAACAGCAAUAGGAGGAUGGAUAGGUUUAGGUGUUGAAGGUUUUGAGGUUUCUCAACUUUGGGAACUGGAGGAAUCAAACCAUGUUUGUCGUCUUUAGAUGUUGAUCUGUGUACGUUCUUUUGUUUGCAAUGUAAGGGUAAUCGGGUAGAUUUGCGCCUUUUAUCG
Hibiscus syriacus is the source of this 757-nucleotide messenger RNA. RefSeq names its product 17.4 kDa class III heat shock protein-like. The transcript has 2 exons. Bases 73 to 525 code for a protein of 150 amino acids. Lineage: Eukaryota; Viridiplantae; Streptophyta; Magnoliopsida; Malvales; Malvaceae. Gene Ontology annotation, biological process: protein complex oligomerization; protein folding; response to heat. The record is from RefSeq and is a predicted model, not a curated record.